Molecule: messenger RNA, 2806 nt
Organism: Sander lucioperca (pikeperch)
Lineage: Eukaryota; Metazoa; Chordata; Actinopteri; Perciformes; Percidae
Gene: pargl
Product: poly (ADP-ribose) glycohydrolase, like
Exons: 16
Coding region: 168-2096 (642 amino acids)
Biological process (GO): carbohydrate metabolic process; regulation of DNA repair; nucleotide-sugar metabolic process
Cellular component (GO): cytoplasm; nucleus
Molecular function (GO): poly(ADP-ribose) glycohydrolase activity
Source: RefSeq, a predicted model, not a curated record
UGCGCACUUCACUUGACUUCACUUCACUUUCGUUUUGCGUCGAAGUGAAAGUAAAGUUGACUCGGUGUGUUAAACGUCUUCUUUACUGCGUUGUCAUCGAUGAACGCUGUUGCUUUAGAUAAUUAGGUGAAACCUGAACACAUUUGGCGAAGCCUUUGGUGAAAGAGAUGGACGACAAACGCCGCAACGACAGCAGCCAGAUGACAGAGCUGCUUCAGCCGGAAAUACUGCACAACGGGGCCGCCUGCUCCUCAUCCUCCUCUGAACCCCCCUCUUCCUCUGCACCCUCUUCAUCUAAACCCCCCUCUUCCCCUGCAACCUCUUCCUCUAAACCCCCUUAUUCCUCUGAACCCCCCUCUUCCUCUGCAUCCUCUUCCUCUAAACCCCCCUCAUCUUCCUCUGAACCCUCUUCCUCUAAACCCCCUUAUUCCUCUGAAACCCCCUCUUCUUCUGCACACCCCUCAUCCUCCUCUGCCCCCUCCGGUAACGGAGAUGUACGUAGUAGACGUGUGGAGGGGGACGAGGCGGGGAGGAUGCAGAGGGAGGACGGCGCCUCGUCUUGUUGUCCGCUGAACGACCUGAAGCGACUUCCAGAGUGUGACAGAAAGCUGGGACCUCUGAAAUUCAACCAUGUGCACACGGUCCUCGUAGAUGUUGCUGCUUUCAACGAUGGAAAAGGACCUUUGCCUCAGAGAGGGAGAGACAUGUGGAACAGUAACUUUGUGAAAAGUCCAUGUUCACCAUCCAGCCUCAUGAUCAAGACUGGACUUAUGAAGUCACCGACCCAGACGAGGAGGUGGGACGUGAUCUCCAAGCAGCUGAGCGCUCUGGCCAAGAAGACCGCCGUGAGCGUCGAUGAUGUGAAGGAUGCUAUCAUCAAAUAUAACCCCAAGUAUAAAAGUCAGUGGUCCUUUGAUGCCCUCUACAGCUUUGUUAAGGUUAUGCCGAAAGAAGAAAAUAACUUCACUAAACUGGUUCCAAAGAUUGCUGCGUUGGCCUUAAAGCUGCCUGAACUCGUGCAGAAGGCAAUCCCGCUGCUUCGGACCGGACACUCUGCAUCCAUCACUCUGUCACAAGCUCAGAUCUCCUGCCUGCUCGCCAACGCAUUUUUCUGCACUUUCCCUCACCGCAACGCCACAUCUCACAACGCAGAGUACCACAACUACCCCACCAUUAACUUCACCAGUCUGUUGGGACAGUGGUCACAGCUGAAGAAAGAGAAGCUGAGGGCCAUCAUGUAUUAUUUCCAGGUGGUUACAGAUGAGAACACUAAACCAAAAGGACUGGUGACGUUUGAGAGGCGCUGCCUCAGAGACCAGGACGUGUCCGACUGGAGAAACUGUAAGGAGAAGCCGCCUAAACUGCACGUCACAACACACGGGACCAUCGAGACCGAAGGCACAGGGUUGCUCCAGGUGGAUUUUGCCUGCAGCUCUAUAGGUGGAGGUGUUCUGGGCUCUGGUCUGGUGCAGGAGGAGAUCCUGUUCCUCAUGAAUCCAGAGCUGAUCGUGUCCCGCCUCUUCACUGAGAAACUCGCAAAAAACGAGUGUCUGAUCGUUACAGGCUGUCAGCAGUUCAGCCUUUACUCCGGUUACCGUGAGACCUUUGAGUGGGUGGGCCCUUAUGAAGACCGCCUCGACAGAGACGAGUGGGCUCGGCUGAAGAGGCAGAUCUUAGCCAUCGACGCUGUGAACUACAAACACAGACGGGAGCAGUACGAUAUGAUCCGCGUCACACGGGAACUCAACAAGGCAUACUGUGGAUUUAAGCGUGAUGGGCACAAUGAGCCCGACAUCGCCACGGGCAAGUGGGGCUGUGGAGCUUUCAACGGAGACCCACAACUCAAAGCGGUGAUCCAGCUGAUGGCGGCAGCGAGGGCGAAGCGAGGACUGGCCUUCUUCACCUUUAACGAUGAAAAGCUGAAGCAGGGCCUGCAGCAGACGCACCACCUGCUGGUCACACAAGGAACUACAGUUGAGAAACUGUUUGGACUCCUGGAGGACUACUGCGCUGUUCAGCAGGCGUCCAGCGGUUCACAUGUGGAUCUGUUUGAGUUCAUCGGGAACUCCGUGAGACCUUCCCGGAGUCAGCUGUGAGGACGGAUUCAUGGCUGCUUCAGAAUUUGCACUAAAAUCUAACCCAAAUGUUUUUUAUAACAGAAAUGAAGAAGCUACUUAAUUAUCUUCAGGAUAAUUAUUACUGUCUUUUUUUUUUUUUUAACUUUAGCAAAAGUAAACCCUCUCAAUCAUCACGUAUGAAGCGCUAGAAGUGUGUGGCAGUGUCUGUAUCUGCAGAGACUCUGCCCUCUCUUUUCUUCUCAUUUUGGCGUCCGUAAAGAGCCUUUUGGGCCCCAAGUGUAAGGUGUAACCCCCAGCCAAUGAGUGUGCAGCCCGCUCUCAUUCCCAAUACCUCCGUGAAACAAUCAGAAAAUAACAUUUUAUUCCUGUGAUUCACGGCUUAUGUUCUUACCAGUCUCUCUCUCUCUCUCUUUCUCUCUCUCUUUCUCUCGACAACUUUGAACGCUGCGUGUUUACAUUACAAACACCAACAGAAUAUGCUGCUAAGUACACCUUUAAUUUGAUAGUUGACAGUGUAGCGAUGGGACAUAUCAGUCCUUAUUUGGCAUGCUUUGGGGACAUUAUAUCAUUUCUAAGAACUGUGUUUGAUUUGCAUUCGGCUGGAAGGAGGAGAGGUUUUGGUAUCCUCAGUUUAUAAUAUCGUUUUAAGUUUACGAAGUUCAGUUGUAUGUUUGCAGACUUGGAACGCAGAUCUUUAUCGAUGAAAUAAAGGUCUUACUAUUGCACCA